AUGGUGCAUCUAACGGAGCUGCGCAUCGUGCUGCCCUUCACAUGUGCGUGUCAGGGGGGGUGGGUCGGCGGGAGAAAUGUGGAGGACGGUCCCUACCCAGUUCCCUGCUUCGAGUCCUCCCAAUUCUCCCCUCCUUCUGCACGCGCUGCUACCUGUCAUCACACUUUUUUCCCGCACUACCUCUCUCUCCCCCAGCUGCUGUCAUCAACGCCCUACUACCACGAGCAGCACGGGGAGGGGCUCUUCACGCACAGCCUCUUCCGCCUCGGCAACCGCCUCCCUGAUUGGGUGAACCGGCUGGUGCCGCCAUCGGCUCUGGUGGUGGAUGAGAAGAGCUGGAUCAACUACCCCUACUUCCGCACCAUCAUCACCAUCCCCUUCUUUAGCAAGCUACGCAUGGAGAUAGAGACCAUUCACCUGCAGGAUGACGGCUCUCACCCCAACGCCUUGGGAUUGUCACCAGCAGAGCUGGCGCUGCGGCGGGUGGACUGCAUGGACAUCGGCAGUGAACCCGUGGCUAGAAGGGACUACAAGGCGGAGCUCGACCCGCUGCUGGUCCACUCCAAGCUUACAGGUCGCGGCCCCCUAACCCUGGGGUGGCAGAAGAGGGAGCGGCCCCUCAUGUGUGCGUACAAGGUGGUGCGCGCACAGGCGGAGUACUGGGGCGUGCAGAACAGUGCAGAGCGGCUGCUCAUCAACUCGCUCAGGCAGAUCUUCCUGUUAGCACACAAGAACUGCUUCGGCCUCUUGGACCACUGGUACCCGCUCUCCCUGAAACAGAUCCUUGCAAUCACGGAGAAGCACAAACCACAGAUGCAGUGGGCGGCAGAGGAAGAGCUCUUUGGAGAGAAGAUGCUCUCAGGGCAAAAUGGUGUGCCGCCCCCACCUCUCUUCCCCGUCCCCCACUUGUGCCUGCUUGUGGCCCAUUGUACCUGGGCCAUCCGCUCUCCCUCUGCUUCGAGCAGCCCCCGCCCCCUCUGCUGUGCGCGCACGCAGCAGCAAUCACAGCAGCAAUCUAUCCGUUUCCCACUCCCCACUCUCUCUGUGCCCUCCCCCUCUCACCAUCCAGACCUGGGCCAUCCGCUCUCCCUCUGCUUAAAGCAGCCCCCGCCCCUCUGCCCCCUCUGCUGUGCUCGCACGCACCACCAGGGCGGGCAGCAGGGCGGGCAGCGAGAGGGGAGAGAGAGGUCAGCGGAAGCUGGCAGUGCAGUGCAAGAGUGUGCACCGGCUGUGUUCUGUGUGUCGUGUGGCGAGUUCUUCUGCCACCGCUGUUUCCACGAGUUCCACAUCACGCCUCGCUUGCAGCAGCAUGCCACACACCCCAUCGCUUCUUCCCAGAAGUUUUCUUCUGCCGCCCCUGCUGACGCACAGCAUGACCACUCCUCUCCGCUCAAGAAUCUGCCACGUGUCAGCAGCACUGCACCCAGCAGCACCAGCACAACCUCAAGCCCUGUCACCAGUGCAGAGGGGGCGAGCCCCAUUGGGGAAGGGCAGGGCGGAAUGCAGAGCAGCAUGCAGGGCGGCAUGCAGGAGGGGUCAAGUGCGGGGCCGGUGAGGGAGCGGCUGAGGGAGGAGUACGAGCGGCGAGCAGUGCCGCUCUCUGUGGAUCUCGUUAAUGGUGUUCUCGACAUCUAUAAGGCUGCUGCCACUGCUAAUGCUAAUGCUGCUUCUGCUACUGAUGCUUCUGCUGCUGCACCCUCCGCCGCCUCUCAUGGAAACACAUCCCCCAUACUGACCUCCUCGUUAUCCUCACCAUCGCUCGCAUCGCUGGGCUCCGGAGCAUCUCAGCCGUCCAUCUCUGCGCGGCACUCUGACUCCUCCCUGGCUCACAUUGAUCCCUCCGUACCGCAACAGCAGCAGCACCGCUACCAGCAGCAGCCAUCCACCCCGUCUGCACCCACCACUCGCUCCUUCUCCUGGAAGGGUCCCAGAGCCUUCUCUCGCUCCGCCUCCUCCCCCGCCCUCUCCCACACGCACUCCCACACCUCUGCUGCUUUGCACUCACCUGCUGCUGCUGCUUCUCUCACCUCCACUCCCGCUGCUGCCACUACCAAUUCCCCCUGGUCCUCUGCUUCCAGUCUUCCUGGCACCUCUGCAAGGGCAGCAGCUGCUGUUGCUGGUGUCUCUCCUGACUUGCCUGAAGAGGAUGUUUUUGUGGGUGACUCAGCACCUGUUGAUGCUGCUGUGACUGUAACGGACGGGGGAAAUGUGACUGUGGUGGAUGGGGGACAUGUGACUGUAACGGAUGUGCAAGUGGUUCUGGACUAUCUGGCAUCUGAGGCAGGCACGGCUCACCGUCAUGAGCUGCAGCGGUUCAGGAUCCUAUCAGAGCUGCUGGCGGACGUGCAGCCACAGCAGCUGGGGCACUCAGAGCGACUGGCCUUCUGGAUCAACGUGUACAACGCGCUUGCCAUGCAUGCGUACCUGGUGUAUGGCCAGCCGCGCAGCCACUACAAGCGAGUCAUGUUCAUGCACAAGUCGGCCUACAUCAUUGCUGGCUUGCCUUUCUCCAUCCUCGCUAUAGAGCACUGCAUUUUGAGAGCUGCGUCCUUCCAACCAGCACUGGCCGGUCUGCUGCCAGUGCAGCGCUACAGGCGGGGAGACGUGCGCUACAGCCUGGCUUUGGACCGGCCCGAGCCUCUCGUCACCUUUGCGCUCAGCUGUGGCUGCGCCUCUGCUCCCCCUAAGGCGGAGGUGGAUUGGGAGGAAGAGGAGGGCGGGUUGCGAGAGGCAAGCGAAUGCAAUGUCGGUGUUAUCGCGUCCCAAAAAGGCGGUCAACAUUGUCGUCCUGCUGGUCUUGCCGCCUUGCGUGGAAAUUCGGGCAGCAGGAUUCGGACGAAAUUCGCUUCACGUUACGGCCGCGAUUCCGCGCAACCACACGAUGCGUGGACUUUCCGCGUGCGCGCAGCAGCCUCCGCGGGUGGCGCGGGGGCGGAAUCAGCGGAGGCGGAAGAGAGCACAGUGGCGGAAGACAAGAAGCAGCGGAGAGGCCUCCGCGGCAAGACCGAGGCUGAUGUCAUCGUCAUCGGUUCCGGAAUCGGCGGGCUGUGCUGCGGCAGCCUCCUCGCGCGCUACGGCCGCGACACGCUCGUGCUCGAAAGCCACUACCUCCCGGGCGGCGCGGCGCACGGCUUCACGCGAAACGGCUUCUCGUUCGACACGGGCCCGUCGCUGUUCUCGGGAUUGUCGUCGCGCGGCCCGCAGGCGAACCCGCUCGCGCAGGUUCUAGACGCGCUGGGGGAGUCGGUGCCGUGCGCGGCAUACGAUAGCUGGAUGUGCUACCUCCCGGAAGGGGACUUCCUCUCGCGCAUCGGCCCGUCUCACUUCAUCGAGGUGUUACAGCAGCGUGUGGGGGAGGACGCGGUGCAGGAUUGGCGCAAGCUCAUGGCAGUGGUGGAGCCUCUAGCCGGCCCCUCAAUGGCCCUCCCCCCAGCUGCUCUUCGUGCCGACCCUGCCGUGCUGCUCACUGCAGGGCUGAGGUACGGCCCGAGCCUGCUCCGCACGUUCGGCAGCGCCGGGCCUGCAGCUGCGCUCAACGCGUCGAAGCUCUUGGGCCCAUUCUCAUCGCUAGCCGACUCAGUGGGUGUGAAGCACCCCUUCGUGCGCAACUGGAUCGAUCUCCUCUCCUUCCUGCUCUCGGGGCAGAAGGCCGAUGCCACCAUUGCGGCCGAAGUGGUGUACAUGUUUGCAGAGUGGUACAAGCCUGGCAGCGUCAUGGAGUACCCUCUCGGCGGUCCCGAGGCGAUUAUCGAGGCGCUUAUAAGGGGGAUGGAGAAGCACGGCGGGCAGCUCUCACUGAACUGCCACGUGGACAGCAUAGUGGUGGAAGGCGGCCGGGCAGUUGGCGUAAAACUUAAAUCUGGGCAGAUAAUCCGCGCCCGGACAGCCGUGGUGAGUAAUGCAUCAGUGUGGGAUACCAUGCGAUUGCUGCCGCCCGGGAGUGUACCCGGGGAGUAUCGGAAAGAAAGGGAGGCUACACCCGAGUGUGAUUCAUUCAUGCACCUGCAUCUGGGGAUCAAGAAGGAGAAUCUUCCUGCUGACUUGGAGAUCCAUCACAUCGUGGUCAAUGAUUGGUCGGUCGGCGUCGACGCUCCUCAAAACGUGGUCCUCAUCUCCAUCCCGACGGUCCUCGACGCCUCACUGUCGCCACCUGGCACCGUCUCAUUGCACGCGUACACUCCGGGAACCGAGCCCGCUUCCCUGUGGCAAGGCCUGGAUAGGCGGUCAGCUGAGUACAAGAAACUGAAGGAGGAGAGGGCUGAGGUGAUGUGGAAGGCGGUGGAAAGGGUGCUUGGUCCGGCGCAGCGGUAUCUAGACUCGGAGCAAGCAGUCAUGGAUUACGACAUGUGCGACGAGGACAGCGACGAAUGCGACGCGUGCGACUAUACCGAUGACAGCAGCGACGCGGACAGCCAAGACGGCUCACAGGGAGAUUGGGACUGGGACGCGACGCCUCGGCGGGACAGGACGGCCGACGCGCGGCAAUUUCAAGGAGAAGACGACUCAGACGAGGACAACGACAUGCUGGACGGCGCGGUGGACGUGAGUGCGCAGCAGGCGGCGCGGGGGCGGGACAUACAGGGCAUCCCGUGGGAGCGGCUGCACUUCACGCGCGCCAAGUACCGCGCGAUGCGCCUGCAGCAGUACAAGAACUACAAGAACCUCGACGUCCCGUUAGACGCCGUGGAUAAGGAAGUGAAGCAGGUCAGCACAGACGCGGAGUUUUUCAGCUUCGCCUACAACACGCGCGCCGUCAAGUCCACCAUCGUGCACUUCCAGCUGCGCAACCUAGUAUGGGCGACGUCGAAGCAUGACGUGUACACCAUGCACGGCCACACCAUCGGCCACUACUCGGCUCUCUCCCGCCGCUCCGUUGACUUCCUUGACCUCAGCGGACCCGUCGUGCCCAUCUCCCAUCUACAGCGCGCCCCCUGGCUGUACCACCAGCGCGCCACCACUGCCACAUUGCGCCCAGGCGGACCCAGGCUCUAUGGGGGCGGGGGGACGGGGGGAACGGACGGAGCAGGCGGGGGAGUAGCCACUGGCGCGGGGGGAGCAGCAGGGCCGGGGAGAGGGGACGGGGGGGGAGGGGCGGCGGCAGGGGGGAAUGGGGCAGGAAUGGCGGAUGAUGGGACGUGGGAACCAGUGGGCCGGGUGCAGGUGAGCACGCUGUGUGUGCGCAACGGGCUGGUGGCAGCAGGGGGCUUCAACGGCGAGAUGGUGUGCAAGCGGCUCGACAGCGGCGCGGAGGGCGGCGUGUCUUAUGCAGGGCGGAUUACAAGGGAUGAGAGCGCGAUAACCAAUGCUGUCGAGAUCUUUGAGUCCGCCAGUGGAGCAGUGCGAGUGCUGACAUCCAACAACGACUGCCUUGUGAGGGAGUUUGAUGCCGACUCCUUCGCCAUCAUCGCCCGCCACCACUUGCCAUGGCCCAUCAAUCACACGUCAGUAUCGCCGAACGGCAAGCUGGUGGUGGUGGUGGGGGAUGACCCAGACGCCUUUUUAAUGGACGCCAGCUCUGGCCGGGUGGUGGCGCCUCUGAGCGGCCAUGUGGACUACUCCUUUGCAUCGGCAUGGCACCCCAACGGCCUCACAUUCGCCACGGGCAACCAGGACACCACCUGCCGCGUCUGGGACCUGCGCUGCCUCUCCCGCUCCCUCGCCACUCUCAAGGGCCGCAUGGGCGCGAUCCGGUCCGUCCGUUUCUCAUCCGACGGCCGGUUUUUGGCCGUGGCAGAGCCGGCGGAUUUCGUACAUGUGUAUGAUGUGAAGGGGGGGUAUGAGAGGAGCCAGGAGAUCGAUCUGUUUGGGGAGAUUGCGGGGGUUUCGUUCUCUCCGGAUUUGGAGGCGCUGUUUGUGGGCGUGGCGGAUCGCACGUACAGCAGUUUGUUGGAGUUUAAUCGGGCACGCCGCACGUUCCGCGCGUUUGAACGGUGGAUGCGCGAUGAGGCCAAGAUCCAAUGGUCAGAAAAGCUCGCCUUCCUCCUCACCUGCCCUCCCCCUCCCGCGGCCACCCUCCGCCAAGGCGCACGCGAGCGCCCCUCCCGCACCUCUCCUUCCGCCUCCCCACCGCCUGGUCCGCUCCCCGUGGGGGUGUUUGCGCGAGCGCCCCUCCCCCUUGGCGCAUCUGUUGCGACCAUCCCCAAGUCCGCCUGCCUGACUCCGCGCACCUCCCGGAUUGCGCCCUACCUCUCCGCCUCCCCGUUCUUUCAAGCAGAGGGUGAGGCGGAAGGGGAAGGGGAAGGGUCAGAGGAGGGGGAAGGGGAGGCGGAUGAGGAUGGGGAGGGGGAGGAAGAGGAGGGGGGAUCAGGGGGUGAGAAUCAGAGCGCGGGGGAAAGGGGCAGGCAAGGAGAUGCGGAGAGCCAGGCGGAAGGGAGUGGGGGCGGGAGGAGCGCAGGGGAGGGGAACGCGGAUGCGGGGAGUGAGGGGAACGGGGAUGGGGAGGGGGAAGGGGAGGGGAAUGGGGAGGGGGAGGGGGAGGGGGAGUCAAGAGAGGGCGCAAGGGAGGGCGGAGGGGGCCAGGGGGAGUUGAGCAGUGCAGCGCUGGUGGCAGCAGUGCUCUUUGAGAGGGCCCUGGGGGCGAAAUCCCGAUGGGCGGCGUAUUUUGGACAGAUGCCGGAGAGAGAGGAUGUGCCGGUGCUGUGGGGCAAGCGGAAAGCGAAGGAGCUUCUAAAGGGGACAGAAAUCGAGCAGGUACGUGCAAGAAAGGAUACCACCUCCCAUUGCUACCCCAAUUCUUUUCCUUCUCUCUCUGUUCUUUCCCCAUGUCUCUCACCCCCUGCCCUAUCCACCUCCUCUGCCCCUCCUCUCGCUGUCCCCAGCGACCUAGCAGGCAUGCGCGCGGAGUGGAGGCACCACAUUCUGCCCUUCCUCCUCUCGCUGCCGCCCCACCUCCUCCACCUCCUCCCACCAACCCCAACCGCUCCAAACGGUCGACACACACACGAGCAGCUGCCUUUGGAGAAUCCAUCGUUGCCCAAUCAGCAGCUGCCAGGUCAGCAGCUGACCAAUCAGCAACUGCCAGAUCAGCUGUCGUGGGACGCCUACCUGGCGGUCAAGUCGCUCAUCUCCUCGCGGGCCUUCGCCAUCGACAGCUGGCACGGGCACGGCAUGGUGCCUCUGGCUGACCUGUUCAACCAUCGCACUGCAAGCGAAUCAGUGCACUUCACAAUCAACGAUGAGGAGAGUGAUGCAGAGGAGAGUGAUAAAGGGAGGGAAGAACUGAGUGAUGAAGACCCCGAAGUGGAGGGCGAGGAGAGGAGCAAAGGCGGGAAGGGUGCAGAGGAGGAGAAGAACGGGGUGGGAGGUAGGGGGAAAGAGAAGGGCAGAGAGGAGGAGUCACCUGAGAAGGAAGGCGAAAGGGAGAAGGCAAGCGAGCAGCUAGAGAUGAUCAUGGUGCGGAGGGAGGGGCCUGGAGACGAAGUGUUCAACACGUACGGCCAGAUCAGCACUGCGGCUCUUCUGCUUCGGUACGGCUUCACCGAGCCUCUCAGCUUCGGCGGCGCCGAACCUAAGGGUGGGGUGGAGGAGCUGCCGGUCAGGCUCGGCAAAGGAGGACCGAAGCAUGGAGAAGAGGAGCAGGUGGAUUGUAUUUGCAAUCUACAGUACAACCCGUUUGAUUUAGUUAAUGUGGACCUGAAUGUGAUUAUAAGGGGGCUUAGUCUCGACCAAUCACAGGCCAGCGGGAGAGGAGGGAGAGCAAGCCCAGAAGUGGGUUCCGCAGAAACAGGGCAAGAAUCCAGCCAAACUCAUCGCAGAAAUUCCCGGGCGGCAAAGAUUGCUCGUGAUCCUACCUGCCCUUCCACUUGCUCCUCCCGGCGCUUGCGGUGGGCUGUGAAAUUGCUUGAGAGGGCUGGAUGCCCCCCCUUAGAGUCACAAGGAGAGAGAUAUUUCGAAAUAUCUGCUGACGGGCGGCCGCAGCUGGAGCUGCUGCUGCUGCUGAGGUUGGCAGGGUUGGGUGACGUGGCGGCUGCCAGAGUGGACGCCAGCGUGGCAGAGAGGGAGGCUGACGUGGAUUGGGCCGGGAUGGGGGCUGCUGAGCUGGCAGGGAUGGUGGAGGAGUGGGUGGAGGGGAUGGGGGAGAGGGAGGGGAAAGUUGGGCGAGCAGAGAGUGGUGGAGGGAAAGAGAAGGAGGGGCAGGAUGGUAGUGGAAAAAAUAUUAAGGGGAGAAAGAGGAGGAGGGAAGGAGAGGAGAGGAGUCGUGAUGGUGAGGUGUCAGCGAGAGGAGAUGAAGGGGAGGUUGAGUUGGGUUCGGAUGGGUCAAGUGAGGGGAGGAAGGGAAGGAAGAGAAGAAGAGGGGGGAAGGAGAGAAGAAGAGGGGGGAAGGAGAGAAGGGACAGAGGUGGUGGGAAGCAUGGUUCGAGAACAGAGUGCCAGGAGGAGCAUGGUUCGAGAACAGAGUGCCAGGAGGAGCGAGAGAUGGUGGGAGUGGAGAGGGAGGAAGAGAAUGGGGAUGAGGAGGAGGAUGGAGCGGAGAGAGGAGAGGAAGAUGGAGAGGAGGAGGGAGAGGGGGAUCGAGAGGGAAGUGGAGAGGAGGGUGAGGAGGAGGGAGAGGAGGAGAGCAACGAAGAAGAGGUGGCAGCAACCCGUCGGCUACUUGAGGUACCGACCGUGCGAGCCCUACUCGGCACAGUGCUGCGAGCGCGUGAUAGCAUGUUCGGGGGAUUGAACAGGGCUGGCUUGUACGGGGUGGCACGUGAUGCGGUAACGAGUAGCAGAGCAGUAAAAGGCGCGUGGACAGUGGUGGAUGAGCUCAGGGCUGCGCGGGGAGUGGAGAGGAGAGGAGGCGUGCAGAUUGUGAGUCCAAGCGUUGGCAGCAGCUGA
Molecule: messenger RNA, 8820 nt
Organism: Closterium sp. Naga37s-1
Lineage: Eukaryota; Viridiplantae; Streptophyta; Zygnematophyceae; Desmidiales; Closteriaceae
Source: the annotation of a GenBank genome assembly